Oryzias melastigma (Indian medaka) is the source of this 1696-nucleotide messenger RNA. It is a transcript of the gene msmp2, whose product is annotated as prostate-associated microseminoprotein. The coding region runs from base 1093 to 1479 and encodes 128 amino acids. NCBI's taxonomy places the organism in Eukaryota, Metazoa, Chordata, Actinopteri, Beloniformes, Adrianichthyidae. The transcript is spliced from 4 exons. The record is from RefSeq and is a predicted model, not a curated record.
GAUAGGUUGGGAGUGUGAGGGGCUGUAAGCAAGUGAAUGGGAAUGUAAGCAAAGGGAUGAUGGGAAAUCAGGUUAGCUCACUCUGAAGCCCAUUGAGGCAAUUGUUUUGUGAUAUUGGGCUAUAAAACUGAAAAUUGAAUUAAAUUCUGCCAACAGUUCUACCAACAACUCAGAGCUGAAUUUCCAAAGAACUCCCGUCGGUCUGCAGGAACUACGUCCAAGAAAACAACACACUUUUAUUUAUGCUAAAAACGGCAUAAUCAUAAUUAAAAAAUCACUGGGAUUCGAGUGGGACAGGAAUGCAUGAUAAUAGUGUAUUUAAGCCUAAAGAAAAAAAUAAAAUAAAAUGGAGCAAAAAUACCCAUUCCUCACAAAAUAAAGAAAGAAAUGAAAACCACGUCACUUCAUGACGCAUGCUCCAGAGUUUGAUUUAAUUAAACCAGAAUACAGUUUUUAAAAACAUAACACUUGAAUAAUUAAUAAUAUGACAUGAAGGAGAAUGAACUGCGUCAGAUUUAUAAUUAGAUUAAAGAGAGUAAGCAGCUGUUGUUUAAUAGCUAAUGACAUUUUUUUCACAAAAAUUAUUAUUUUUUUUUAUUGUUUUUCUUUGGGAAAGUGUUUCAUGUCUGUAUUCCUGGACACCUGACCUUCCCAGGUUGAACAAAAGGCCAUCAGCUGAUUGUCCUAUAGAUGGUGUCCCUAACAUGAUAAAGGGUAAAAUAGCAUUGGUUGAGAUAAAUCCUAUCUGAAAGGAUACUCUGGGGCACUGCAAUGCAGCAGCACUGACGAAUAUUGCCAUAAUAAAGCAUUUCUGUGAUUGUGUGUGCUGUGCGUGCAGAUGUGCAGGAAGGCAACAGAUGAGUGGGAGCUGAUAGAUCUGUCAUGCGAUACAAAUAUCUUAGACCAGAGGAAGAGUGACUCAGUUUAAGAGUGGAAGUGAGGAGAAAGAAAAGACUGCCAAAAGGCAAAAGGGGGGACUAUAAAACAGGCGGGGAGACGGAAGAAGAGAAGGAGAAAAAGGAAUUACAGCCAUUGAGAGACAAAAAAAGGAGAAACUCUUUAAAGUUAGUGCUAAAAAUAUCGGGAACAGAAAUGGCAAAUAUAGGAGGAGUGUUCUUGACUUCUCUCUUGUUCCUGAGAGCCAGUGUGCCGUGUUUUUCUUUGUAUAAAAGCGGGGAAUGCUUCUUCAACACCAAAGGGAGCUGUGAACACAAGGGACAGGUGUAUGAGAUUGGAGAAAAAUGGAUCACCAACGACUGCUACCAGUGUGUCUGCAUGGAACCCUUUGGAGUGGGAUGCUGUGACCAAGGAUCUGCACCCGUUGAUCAUCCAGAGUGGUGCGAGGUCAUUCGCAAACCUGACUCUUGUAUCAGCGUUGCUGUGAUGAGAAUCAACCAUAAACUGCCCUGCCUGUGGGGACGAGGACGCUUCAGAACCGCUGGAGCGCCAUGGAUAUCUGAAAACGAUCCUUUAUUCUAGUCAACACAAAAACACAAUGCUUAAAGAGAUUUAACAAUUAAAAAAGCCAUGUAUAUCCCCUUUUUAGUUGUGAAAAGGUUAACUUUUUAAAAAAGUAAAAAAAAUAAAAUUUUGUCUGUUCUAUUAUCUACUUGGACAAACAUUUGAGAUUAAGGAUGUUACUGUUUGUGUUACUUAUUUGUAAAUGGUUUUAAUAAAACACAUGUUGCAACAAUUA